GCGGAGAAGGGUUCCCAGGGCCGGAAGUCCUGGGGGAGGGACGGUUUAGAAAGCCUAUAAAAGCCCCUGGGGAGGACCUGCUUCCUCACCCCGCAGCCGCAGCCAGCGCCAGGACCCCUGCUCCUCUGCCAGGAAGCAUGUCUCUCCAAGUUGAGCACCCCGCCAGUGGGUACAGGAAACUCUUCGAAACCGUGGAGGAGCUGUCCUCGCCGCUGACAGCGCACGUCACAGGCAGGGUCCCACUGUGGCUCACCGGCAGUCUCCUCCGUUGUGGACCGGGUCUCUUUGAAGUGGGAGCUGAGCCUUUUUACCACCUGUUUGAUGGGCAAGCCCUUCUGCACAAGUUUGACUUCAAAGAAGGACAUGUCACGUACUACAGAAGGUUCAUCCGCACCGAUGCCUACGUCCGUGCCAUGACCGAGAAAAGGAUUGUCAUAACGGAAUUCGGGACCUAUGCUUACCCAGAUCCCUGCAAGAACAUAUUUUCCAGGUUUUUUUCUUACUUUCGAGGAGUGGAGGUGACCGACAAUGCCCUUGUGAAUAUCUACCCAGUGGGGGAAGAUUAUUAUGCCUGCACAGAGACCAACUUCAUUACCAGGAUUAAUCCAGAGACCCUGGAGACCAUCAAGCAGGUUGAUCUUUGCAACUACGUCUCAGUCAAUGGAGCCACCGCUCACCCCCACAUAGAAAAUGACGGAACUGUUUACAACAUUGGCAAUUGCUUUGGGAAAAACUUUUCCAUUGCCUAUAAUAUCAUCAAGAUCCCUCCGCUGCAAGCGGACAAGGAAGACCCAAUCAGCAAGUCAGAGAUCGUUGUCCAGUUCCCCUGCAGCGACCGAUUCAAGCCGUCUUACGUCCACAGCUUUGGUCUGACUCCCAACUACAUUGUUUUCGUGGAGACACCAGUCAAAAUUAACCUGUUCAAAUUCCUGUCUUCCUGGAGUCUGUGGGGAACCAACUACAUGGACUGCUUUGAGUCCAACGAAACCAUGGGGGUCUGGCUUCACAUCGCUGACAAGAAAAGAAAGAAGUACCUCAAUAACAAAUACAGGACCUCCCCUUUCAAUCUCUUCCACCACAUCAACACCUACGAAGACCGUGAGUUUCUGAUCGUGGACCUCUGCUGCUGGAAAGGAUUUGAAUUUGUUUAUAAUUACUUAUAUUUAGCCAAUUUACGUGAGAACUGGGAAGAGGUGAAAAAGAACGCCAGCAAAGCUCCUCAGCCUGAAGUCAGGAGAUACGUGCUUCCCCUGAACAUCGAUAAGGCCGACACAGGCAGGAACCUGGUCACACUGCCCAACACCACAGCUACUGCCAUCCUGCGCAGCGAUGACACCGUCUGGCUAGAGCCCGAGGUCCUCUUCUCAGGGCCUCGCCAGGCGUUUGAGUUUCCUCAAAUCAAUUACCGAAAGUACAGCGGGAAACCUUACACAUUCGCUUACGGACUUGGCCUGAAUAACUUUGUUCCCGACAGGCUCUGUAAGCUGAAUGUCAGAACUAAAGAAACCUGGGUGUGGCAGGAGCCAGAGUCCUACCCAUCAGAGCCCAUCUUUGUUUCCCACCCAGAUGCCUUGGAAGAAGACGAUGGUGUGGUUCUGAGUGUGGUGGUGAGCCCAGGGCCCGGACAAAAGCCAGCCUCGCUGCUGAUCCUGAACGCCAAGGAUCUGAGUGAAGUGGCCAGGGCUGAAGUGGAGGUGAAUAUCCCUGUCACCUUUCAUGGACUGUUCAAAAAAGCCUGAGAAUGUUCCAGCAGGAUCUAUUUCCGGUGAAAAAGAAACCUGAAAACCAGCUUCAAGUCUAUAGUCUAACUCUGAUCAGUUUUAUCCCACUGUGUGCAGCAGGGUUUUACCCUGCACAAAUUUUACAGAGUUUCACAGAAAAUACUGGCCGAGGUAAAUGAAUAAUUCCUUUUUUAAAAGUGCAUAUUUAAAUAAUUAUGCUAUCUCGGUGAGACAGAUAACUGAAAACUUCUUUUAAAUAUCUUGCUGUCAAAUAAAUGAAUGUAAACUUGCUAA
Messenger RNA from Cavia porcellus (domestic guinea pig), 2015 nucleotides. It is a transcript of the gene Rpe65, whose product is annotated as retinoid isomerohydrolase RPE65. Bases 138 to 1739 code for a protein of 533 amino acids. The transcript has 14 exons. Gene Ontology annotation, molecular function: retinol isomerase activity; beta-carotene 15,15'-dioxygenase activity; all-trans-retinyl-ester hydrolase, 11-cis retinol forming activity. Gene Ontology annotation, biological process: zeaxanthin biosynthetic process; retinal metabolic process. The record is from RefSeq and is a predicted model, not a curated record. Lineage: Eukaryota; Metazoa; Chordata; Mammalia; Rodentia; Caviidae.